GCGCCAACCUCAGAGGCUUUUGGGCGUUCAGGGUGUUGCUUUUCUAGCUCUCUCCCGCUUGCUCGCUUCUGCCCGACCGCCCCGCGCGCAGCCUGCUACCUGCAGAGCCAAGGUGCUCGGGUCCGGGGACUGAGUUCUCGGAGUUUUGCGGCAAAGUUCCGGCUGCUGUUUGCGGAGAUGCCUGGAAGGAGGUCUCGUAGGAACACUCAGACGAACCCUACGCGGGUGGCCCUCCCGCCAGAUCCUGAAGUCGAGUGUGCCAUUCAGUUCAGAAGGAUUGGAGACAAACUGAACUUCCGGCAGAAACUUCUGAAUCUGAUAGCCAAACUCUUCCGCCUAGGAACCUGACUUCAGAAGCUUGUGAAUGAGGAGACUCCUUUAAAAUGGAAGAUUCCCCAGUAGGUGCAGAUUUCAUCAGUUAGAGGAGAGAAUGCCUUGUAAUGGAGAAGAAUGUGAAGGAGCUCUCACUUGCUUUUGGAUGCCCUAGGAAUCGAAGACGGAUGGGUCAAAAAUGAGUUUCUGCUGAAGGUUUUCCAGAAGUCGAUGUUUCGGAUGCAAGAACAUUAAAAAAUGACUUUGUUAAUUUUGAAGCAGGAAUGGGAGAGUUAUGAAAAUAGGGGAGUUAUUAUUUAUACAUUUGGUUUUUGCUUUAGAGUCUUGUUCUAGUCUUUUUGCUGAAGGUUGCUGCCCAGCUUGGUGUAAAAGGAGUUGCCAAAUGAUUAGCUUAUGGGCAAGGGUCAAGAAACAGAAUAUGUUCAAUGUUUGUUUCUGCUUUUGUAUGGCAGCUCCAGAGCAAUGUGUAGUAUUUAGUUUAUAUAUAUUAUCUUGUUAAAAGUAAGGAUUUUUUUCAUGAGAACACUGAAUGUCAUAAUGAAUGUUGAUUGCAUAGGUCACUACAAAAUAUAAUUUGCUAGGUUUUUUUUUGACUCAAAAUGUAUUGUUUCUGUGCCGAUGACCUUUUAUUAAAUGUGUUCUUAUGGGAAUUAACUAGGAAGUUAUAUAUUUUGAAAAAAUUUGAUGGAAGUGUUACUUGGUAUCAGUAAAAUUCUUUCAGUUUGAAUAUUAAAAAGAUAAAGAG
Molecule: messenger RNA, 1078 nt
Organism: Sus scrofa (pig)
Lineage: Eukaryota; Metazoa; Chordata; Mammalia; Artiodactyla; Suidae
Gene: PMAIP1
Product: phorbol-12-myristate-13-acetate-induced protein 1
Biological process (GO): positive regulation of apoptotic process; apoptotic process; DNA damage response
Cellular component (GO): mitochondrion
Source: RefSeq, marked validated